AUGUGGAAGUGGAAGGCAGGUUUUCAAAGGAGAACGGACUUUUUUCAUUUUGCGCUUUUAAAAGUGGACAGCACUUUGCACUUUUAUGGAGGUAAGGAUAGGGGAGAACAAAGUUCAACCACAGAAAGUGGAAAUAUUCUUGGAGUUGGGGACUUCUUCAGCCAUAACCAGUUGCUUCGAGAGCAGAACCAUACUUUCAUUGCACUUAUUCCAAAGAAACUUGGAGCUUCAUCGGUUCAACAAUUUAGACCUAUUAGUCUCUGUAAUAUUAUUUAUAAGAUCAUCUCCAAGCUUCUGGCAAAUAGGUUGAAGCCACUUCUUCAUAAAUUUAUAUCUCCGUUCCAAACAUCUUUUGUCCCAGGUCGUCUUAUACAGGAUAAUUCAAUUUUGGCUCAUGAGAUGCUCCAUACCCUUAAACAUAAGCGUGGAAGAGGAGGUCUUAUGGCUAUAAAUAUUGACAUGGAGAAGGCCUUUGAUAAAAUGGAGUGGCCCUUUCUCCUUGCUAUCCUUAAACAGCUGGGAUUCCAUGACAUAUGGAUCAAUUGGAUUAGAAUCUGUAUAUCCACAACUUCAUUCUCAGUGUUGUUAAAUGGUAGUUCUUUUGGCCAUUUUCGGCCAUCUCGGGGAUUAAGACAAGGUGAUCCUCUCUCACCCUUCUUAUUUAUUAUUGGAACUGAGGCUCUUUCUCGUUUGCUUCAUAACAGUUUACGUGGUUUCAAGAUUUCUCGCUCCAAUGCUUCUUUAAACCAUUUACUGUUUGCGGAUGAUCUGGUUAUUUUUACUUUUGCUACUUCUUCUGAAGCCUCUCUUAUAAAGACUUGUUUGGAUAAAUACAGCUCCUGGUCUGGUCAGUCUGUCAAUUUUUCAAAGUCAAGUAUUAUUUUCAGUAAGAAUACAGAUGCAGCUACUCGGAUUAGCAUUGGAUCCUUUCUUCCCUUUGCUUUGACACCUGCUUCUGCAAAACAUUUGGGUCUCCCUAUUUUGUUUGGCAGGUCGAAACAUGAUUCCUUUGUUGAUAUUCUCGAUAAGGUCAAUGGGAAAAUAGAAGGAUGGAAAUCUAAAACUCUUUCACAGGCAGGCAAGUCAGUUCUGAUCAAGGUGGUAGCUUCUACUAUUCCGUCUUAUGCUAUGAGCUCUUUCUUACUUUCGGAUAAAUUCUGUGAUAAGUUGGAUAUUGCUUUUAAGAAUUUCUGGUGGGGUUUUCCUAAGGAUAAAGCUCGGAAUUUAACUCUUAAGUCUUGGGUUUCUCUCUGUCAGCCGAAGGAUAAUGGUGGAUUGGGGUUUCGUUUAAUGAAAGAUAUCAACUUGUCUCUUAUAGCUAAAUUGGGUUGGAAGCUCCUAGUUGAUCAUGAUAGCUUGUGGGUUUCUAUUUUCAAAGCAAAAUAUAUAAAGUAUGGGAACCUUUUGACUUGCCCACUCAGUAGCGGCUCCUUUAUUUGGAAUAGCAUUAAAGCCAUUGUUCCAUUACUAGCUUCUGGUGCUUGCUAUCUACCAUCUAUGUUCAGUCAGUUAUCGGUUUGGACUUCUCCAUGGAUUCCUACAGUUUUAGGCUUUAAACCGGAGGCCCGUAUUCCUUCUCUCAAUUCAUUAUAUCCGCUUUCCAUUGCUGAGUUGUUUAAUCCAUCUACCAGUUCUUGGAAUUUGGAUAUUUUAACAUUUUUGUUCCAGCCGCACUCGGUGUCAGAAAUUCAGAAGAUUAGGUUGAGAUCCAUAAAUGAUUCUAUUCUAUGGACUCCUUCAUCUUCAGGCAACUUCUCCACAAAAUCUAUGCAUCACCAUAUUACAACAUCUCGAGGGGUUUCUUUUUCUCCAUUGAGUGCUUCUAAGUGGAAAAGCCUUUGGAGGCUGAAGAUGCAUCAUCGAUUACGUUUAUUCCUUUGGAAAAUGAUUUGGGACAUUAUACCAACGAAGAUUCGCAUUUCUUCUUCUAUUCCUAAUUCUACUAUAGAUACAUCUUGUUCACUUUGCUCAUUUCGUACUGACUCCAUUCUUCAUUUAUUUUUCUCAUGCCCUAUAGCUCGAGUGGUUUGGAGGAACUCUUUUUGGGCUUUGGAUAUUCUUGCUAUUAGAAUUUUUUCUAUGGAGUCUUGGUUGGACUUAAUUCUGCACCCGGGGAAGAUAGGUAUUCCUUCAUUUGACCACCACCUAUUUCAAAUUUUUGCAACGGUGGCUUGUGAUCAAAUUUGGCUGGCAAGGAAUAAAGCGCUUCAUGAUGAUAUAGUGCCAAAUGCUCUUGUUAUAUCAUCCACUAUUAACUGUAUUGUGAAGCAUCAUCAUUCUGCAUGGACCAAUAAGCUUGUGCCAAAGAUUGCGGUUUGGGAAAGGCCAUUUCCCCACUUCUACAAAAUUAAUUAUGAUACAGCGAUUUGUCUGGAAUUUUCUGCUCAAGCAGCUGUUUGUAGGAAUUCUCAAGGAACCAUUAUUGGCUGUUCUACUAUUAUUAGCCCUCCUUGUUCUCCAGUUUUUGGCGAAGCCACAUCAGCUUUUCUUGCUUGGCAGUUGGCUUUAUCUUUAAAGCUUCAGCAUUUCAUCUUGGAAGGUGACUCUCUGGUUGUUACGCUGUCUCUUCAGAAUCCAAAUCUCACACAAGAUUGGAGAAUUUCCUCUAUUAUUUCCCAUAUUUUCUCUGAUACUCCCACAACAACUAGCUGGUCAGCUAGUCACGUUAACCGAAGUGCAAACUUCUGUGUCCAUCAUGUAGCAAACUGGGCCGCAACUAGAUUCUCAUCUAGCUGCAUUCCCAAUUCGACCUAUCACUUUCGAUCCUUUCCUAUCUGUUUUGGAAAGGAAUCGCUUUCAUCUUUUUUAGUGCCUUAG
This is a messenger RNA of Alnus glutinosa, 2817 nucleotides long. RefSeq lists its product as uncharacterized. Gene Ontology annotation, molecular function: nucleic acid binding; RNA-DNA hybrid ribonuclease activity. The record is from RefSeq and is a predicted model, not a curated record. Bases 1 to 2817 code for a protein of 938 amino acids. NCBI's taxonomy places the organism in Eukaryota, Viridiplantae, Streptophyta, Magnoliopsida, Fagales, Betulaceae. The transcript has 2 exons.